This is a messenger RNA of Neodiprion fabricii, 1587 nucleotides long. It is a transcript of the gene Rala, whose product is annotated as ras-related protein Ral-a. Gene Ontology annotation, cellular component: plasma membrane. Gene Ontology annotation, biological process: Ras protein signal transduction. The coding region runs from base 162 to 767 and encodes 201 amino acids. Gene Ontology annotation, molecular function: GDP binding; GTPase activity; GTP binding. Lineage: Eukaryota; Metazoa; Arthropoda; Insecta; Hymenoptera; Diprionidae. The record is from RefSeq and is a predicted model, not a curated record. The transcript is spliced from 5 exons.
AGUGACAGAAGCAGACGACUUUCAACACUCAGCAGCGCCAUGUGUUGGCGCUUUAACGGCUCGAUAAAGAACCAGCGCGUGACGGAUCACGGAUGCGAGCGUUCGAUACGUCGGACUUUGCGAUUGACCGAUUUUUGAAGAUAUAAAUUCCGCAUACAAAAAUGUCUAAAAAACCAGGCGCCACACAGGCCCUUCAUAAGGUCAUAAUGGUGGGUAGCGGAGGUGUUGGAAAGUCCGCCCUGACUCUACAGUUCAUGUACGACGAGUUUGUUGAAGAUUACGAGCCAACAAAGGCUGACUCGUACAGGAAGACUGUUGUAUUGGAUGCGGAGGAAGUACAAAUAGAUAUUUUAGACACAGCAGGUCAAGAAGAUUAUGCAGCUAUUAGAGAUAAUUAUUUCCGCAGUGGUGAAGGCUUUCUUUGCGUAUUUUCUAUAACAGAAGAUGAUAGUUUUCAGGCCACUCAGGAGUUUAGGGAACAAAUUCUGAGAGUAAAAAAUGACGAUCACAUUCCCUUUCUGCUGGUGGGAAACAAAAGCGAUCUUCAAGAAAAACGAAAAGUCAAUCUAGCCGAGGCACAAGCUAGAUCGCAACAGUGGGGUGUUCCCUAUGUUGAGACUAGUGCAAAAACAAGAGAAAACGUUGACAAGGUAUUUUUCGACCUAAUGCGCGAGAUAAGGUCUCGCAAGAUCGAAGAUAAAUCUGCAAGUAAUGGCCGUGGAAAGGAUCGUGCCAAGAGAAAGAAAAAGAUGUGCAUUAUUCUAUAGGUUGGCAAUCUCCUCUCGCACUUUUAUUCUCCUCAUAUGGUAUUUUCAUACUAUAAACAGUGCAUCAGUCUUCCCCUCUGCAUAAACUUACCUACUCACAACUAAAAUCUAUUAGUACAUGUAUCGCAAUCCAACUACAGCAUACAUGCUUAUUUAUUUUGGAAACGUUUUUUGAAACUUUCAAAAACUUACUAUAUAAUAUGAUAUAAAAGUUCAACAUAAUAUUUCUGUAAUGGUUCAUACGCAUAAAAAUUUUGAUGUUACCUUGUUGCGAUGCUAUAUUGCUUACUUCCGUUUUUUUAUUGAAUUCAGCUCAACGUAUCUUUCCAUGUACUGAUGCAAAUGUAAUAGUCUAUUAUUUAAUGUCUGUAGCUGAUUUGUAAAUUUCUUUUACCUUUGUUAAAUUUUUAUUUAGUUUUGCUUAAAAUUAAUGUUCAAAAAGUACAGCUUUUGUAAAUGGAAUGCUUCUUAAUGUUAGAAAGUUGAAUUUAAUAGCUGCUUAACUUUGAUCCAAAGUGAUAAUAUUAUUUAUUUACAUGUGUCAAACUUUAAUUCAAGCAACAUAAUUCUUAAAUUUACCAACUUAUCUGCCAGACAGAAAUAUCACCUGACUUUCAAAUAAUUCUUACCAUUUAAAUUACUUAAAACUUGUCUACACAAUACCAUUUUUGUUUGGUAGUUUAUAAAAUUGAAAGAAUGAUAAUUCCAGGUAUUCUUUGACCUAAUGCGAGCAAUAGCUGCACGCAAGGCUCAAGAAAAUCAGGGUGAGGGGGGUGAACGGAAGAAGAAACCAAGUUGCUGCAUAUUACUUUAACAUAUU